AUGGCGGAGAAAGAAACCCCCCUUACGGCCGUCAAGGUGGAGGCCUUGGUGGUCAUGAAGAUUAUCAAGCACUGCUCUCAGACUUUCCCAACGACAGCGACCGGUUCGAUCGUUGGUAUGGAUGUUGGUGGAACCCUGGAGAUCACGAACAGCUUUCCUUUCCCCGUCCUCGAGGUGCCUUCCGAGUCGCACUUCGAGAAUGCUCCUACCAACCCUGCUGCCGCCGCUCCUCGCGCCAAGGGCAACGCUGCCUACCAGGCGGAGAUGAUCCGUAUGCUUCGGGAGGUUAAUGUCGAUGCGAACAACGUGGGUUGGUACACGAGCGCCAACAUGGGCAACUUUGUCAACAUGAACGUUGUCGAGAACCAGUUCUUUUACCAGAAGGAGAUGAAUGAGCGGACAGUGGCUCUUGUGCACGACGUCAGCCGCAGUUCUCAGGGAAGCCUGAGCCUGAGAGCCUUCCGUCUGUCUCCCAAGUUCAUGACUGCUUUCAAGGAGAACAAGUUCACCUCUGAGGAGCUGCAAAAGUCCAACCUGAGAUACCAGGAUAUCUUCGUUGAGCUUCCUGUCGAGAUCCACAACUCUCACCUGAUCACCUCUUUCAUCCACCAGCUUCAGACCCCCAACAUCCCGACUCCUACGGAGCUUCCUCCCUCUCUGGCCGCUCUGGAGUCCGGCCCAUUUGUCAAUUCGACCAUCCUCGCUCCCAACUAUGACAACCUUACCCUCAGCAUCGACCCCUUCCUGGAGAAGAACUGCGACCUUCUCCUUGACAGCAUGGAGACCCACCACACCGAGACCAACAACUUCCAGUACUACCAGCGCUCGCUCGCGCGUGAGCAGCAGAGAAUCAGCGCUUGGCAACAAAAGCGCAAGCAAGAGAAUGCCACCCGCGCAACGCUCAAGCAGCCACUUCUGCCCGAGGAUGAGUGGCAGCGGCUGUUCAAGCUGCCUCAGGAGCCUAGCCGCCUGGACAGCAUGCUGAACAGCCGGCAGGUGGAUCAGUACGCGCGCCAGGUCGACAGCUUUGUUUCGGCUACGACCGGCAAGAUGUUCGCUGUGAAGGGAAAUCUGUUGCCUGGAGAGACCACCAAAUAA
Molecule: messenger RNA, 1098 nt
Organism: Aspergillus clavatus NRRL 1
Lineage: Eukaryota; Fungi; Ascomycota; Eurotiomycetes; Eurotiales; Aspergillaceae
Product: putative eukaryotic translation initiation factor 3 subunit EifCh
Exons: 4
Coding region: 1-1098 (365 amino acids)
Cellular component (GO): eukaryotic 43S preinitiation complex; cytosol; cytoplasm
Molecular function (GO): metallopeptidase activity; protein binding; translation initiation factor activity
Source: RefSeq, a predicted model, not a curated record